Messenger RNA from Corticium candelabrum, 3504 nucleotides. RefSeq lists its product as uncharacterized. Gene Ontology annotation, cellular component: plasma membrane; cation channel complex. Gene Ontology annotation, biological process: calcium ion transmembrane transport; regulation of cytosolic calcium ion concentration. Gene Ontology annotation, molecular function: store-operated calcium channel activity; protein binding; inositol 1,4,5 trisphosphate binding. Lineage: Eukaryota; Metazoa; Porifera; Homoscleromorpha; Homosclerophorida; Plakinidae. The coding region runs from base 1 to 2868 and encodes 955 amino acids. The transcript is spliced from 9 exons. The record is from RefSeq and is a predicted model, not a curated record.
AUGGAACACGACCAAUUGACACUGCAGCCGUUACAGAAGUGUACCGAGCGCGCAAACGCUAGCGACGAUUUGGCGGACAUUGUGCAACUUGUCAACGACGGUGUUCAUGCCAACUAUCACUACGGGCACGACCGGCUACCAGCUAUACAUCUUCUCUGCCAUCGGUGGGUGACAAUGUCAGGGAAAGAGACAUCGCAAUGGUUGCGCGCGUUUGAUUCACUGUUGGCUCUCGGAGUGGACGUUGCACUAGAAGAUGCUGAGGGAAACACUGUGCUGCACACUGCUGUAUCCUGUAGAUGCCCUGCAUCAGCAAUCACCCAUCUUGUAGAACGAACUCAUGUCAAUGUGAACAAAAAGAACAAAAGCGAAGAAACAGCUCUUCAUAUUCUGCUCAGCAAAGAACAAAAAGUAGACCGAGAAGUGCUUCGAUCUCUUGUGAGAGGCGGUGCUGAUGUAACUGUGGUUGGAAAAGACGAGCAAACUCCACUCCACUUGUUACUGGAUAAACCAGAGAGAGAAUGCAUGUCAUUGAUGAACAUUGUGCAAGAGUAUCAACAUACCUUUGCCAUGCUACAUUGCAUCGUAAUGCUGGGCACAGAAGCUCAAAUGAAUAUGUUGUUGAAGCAAUGUGAUAGACGUGGAAAUAAAGUUAACACAGACCUCAUUGUCACGGCUGCAAGUUCUUCUUCGAUUCCUUGUCGAAAGAUAGAGAUACUGAUGACGAGAGGUCUAAGUAUUAGCACAGUCUGCCUACAUACAGGAGACAAUAUACUUCAUCGAGCUGUUUCAUCUGGUAAUAUAGCAGUUCUAAAGAUGGCAUUACAAAAUGGUGUUCCUCAAAUUCCAGAUAAUAACGGUGAUUUACCGAUUCAUAUAGCAGCUGGAAGUGUUGGCACUGUUGAGCCGCUUUCUCUGUUGUUGAGCCCAAAACUAGAAAAUGCCAAAAAUAGAGCAAAAGCAACACCGUUGUCACUUGCAGUGAGAAAUGGGAACAAAGACAAGGUCGAGCUGCUAAUUCAAUGUGGUUGUAUGCCAGAGAAAUCCAAGAUGCUCAAAUUCAUACCACACGAAACGCUUUCAAUGCUUGCCAAGCCAGCAAUCAUUGCACAAUCACCACAGCCACUCAUGUUUUGUCUGCAAAUGGUGACAACAUUCAGAAACGCGUCCGAAGUCCAAGAGUUAAACAAAGAAGAGUGUCUUGCAACAGCAAAUCAAAUGGUCUCAAUAGCAACAGAUUUAGUCAACGGAAGCAAAAUAUUCCCAUCAGAUGAUGUCAUCAGUUACGGAAUCGACCAGAAAAUAAAAGAGUUCAUUGCCUGUUGUACAGUCCAGAAGCAUUUGACACACUGUUGGUAUGCUUGUGAUCAAGAAUCAGGCAUCGGCACACUAUGUCUUAUUCGCAACAUCAUCAUCUACUACCUGUUAUUCCCAUUCCUUGCACUGCGAACACUCCCUCGUUCUAUUCGAGAAUUUAUUAACAUGAAAAGAUCACCAAUUGGACCCUAUGUGCAAUACAUGUCAUACAUAAUCUCAUACAUAAUUUUUCUUAUAAUUCUUGUGACACAUGUUGUUUGUGUCAAGUCGCAGCCAAGAUGCAAGAAUCAACACAGAGACACAGGCUGUAAACUGAACACCGUAGAUUGGAUUCUCAGUAUCUAUGUAGUCGCCUUGAACGUCGAAGGUCUGAGUCACAUGAAAAAGCUGAGACUCAAGUCUCGAAGUAUAGCCACAUACGAUGACAUUCUAACUGCUCUGUCAACUAUUCUCUUAAACGUGUACUUCAUUAUCAGCAUCGUUUGCUUCUAUGGAAACUUUUCGGUCUCUGCCAAAUCAAAAGCUAUACGAGUUGCUUUCUACUUCCUCAGUGUUGGACUCGCGUGCUCAUUCUACCAUUUUCUCCAGAUGGCCAAAUCACAUUCUGUUCUUGGUCCAAUACAAAUAUCCAUUGAGCACCUGUUAAUGCAGACUGUUGGAUAUCUAGUAUAUUUGAUAUUCCAACUGAUCAUAAUGUCAUCUGUCAUCACCGGAAUCUAUGGAGCAGAAUUGCAAAGUCUAGGAAUGAUGAAUGAGACUAAACCACUGUUACUAGCUGCUAAAUCUCGAGGGGUGAGAUAUAGAAAUCGACCACAUGCACCGGCUUCUGAAGGUUUUGGAAAAGCCAUAGAAUACUUCUACUUUUCGAUGUUUGGAUUGGCAAAUCUAGAUGAUUUCAUGAUCGAUCCCAAAUUAUCUCCACAAUCAACUGAAGAAAUUAUUGCCAUAAUUCUCUUUGGUAUAUGGCUCACAGCAUUUUCCAUCUUCUUUCUCAGCAUGGUCGUAGCCUUUGUGACAAAUGCAUAUCAGACCGUUCAGGCUAAUUCGGAGAUUGAAAGGAAGUUUGCAAAGGCUGUCAUUAUACGUCGGUUGCUGGUGUCCCCUCCAUUGCCCGUGCCAUUAAACAUAUUAUACUACACGUUACAGAUCCUAUCUUGUAACUUUGCAAGACAAAAAGUGUCACAUCACAAGACUCAGUGGUCAGAAGAUCAGACCAUAGAUGCCACAGAUAGCGUAUCGCAAAAGCAAAUGAUGAACUGCUUUCUCGAAAAUGUAAAUCAGAAGAACGAAGACAGUGCAGUCACCAAAAAGGACUUCAAUAGAGUAUAUUCUGAAAUCAACAAUUUGAAAGUAUGCAUUGCCAAUCGACCUUCGCUUCCAACAAGUCAGUCAUGUGGCAAACAUUAUGAGCUCGACAACAGUCCACUGCAACUGAAACUGCGUGACUCUCUCUCUCCUUUUGCUGCAUCUAUGACCAGACUGGCCGAAUCUGUGCUUCAUCUGGAGACCAGACUCUCAACAAUCGAAAGAAAGUUUGACGAUACAAUUGUCUGAUCCUGAGUUCACAGUUGAAGCACCAUAAACAGUUUACACGUGUAAACAGUUCAGAAAAACUUUUCUGUUACAACAAUAUGAAACACAACCAUAGCCAUUUACAAGUUCAACACAUUUUGUGUAACGUGUAGCAUAGACAUAGCAAUAAUCAGAUAUGAUCUGCCAGGUGUUGAAAUUUAGUAAAUCUAACAUAUACGCUCAAAGCAUGAUGACAGGUCUCCACAACAGAAUUAAUUGUAAUACUACAAAAACUACACACAAACACAUACCACACCAAGUUGGCAAAAUUUUUACCACUGAUGUCAUAUUGAUGUUGCCAUAGACACAAUCAGUAGACUGCUACAUGUAUUUUGUAUCAGCACUAAUACAAUAGUGAGGCACCAAGACAAGAGCAAUAGUCACUUUUCUAUUACCUACCCCACAUUACAUACGUAGUCUGUCUAUAUGGCUAGGCUUUUGAAAAGCCAAUUUGCCAUAUGCCUGCACUUACGACUACAUUUAAUUAAUUAAGUCAAUAUACUAGUGCUGUGUGAUAUAGUUUACUAGCAUAUCAACUAUCACUGUAUUAUCAUGAUACAAUAAGUAUCACAAUAAUUUUAAUGAAAGAUUUCAAAUGACGUAUUGAACAAAAGUGGA